This is a messenger RNA of Rotaria sordida, 411 nucleotides long. Lineage: Eukaryota; Metazoa; Rotifera; Eurotatoria; Philodinida; Philodinidae. The record is from the annotation of a GenBank genome assembly.
AUGAUGUUGAACAAUAGUUUUGUGCCUUUAUCACAGUCAAUUGAUGACGAUGACAACAUACAAUUUGCUAAGACAUUAGAUCUCGUAUCUCGUCAUUUAACAACUUAUAUUGGCUUUUUUCUUAUUGUAUUUGGCAACUUUAAUUCAACACUUGUGAUCCUACUUUUUUUAUGCUACAAAUCAUUUAGACGAAAUACAUGUUCAAAUUAUCUUCUUCUAUGUAGUAUAUGCGAUUUAUUACAAUUAAAUUUUGGAUAUAUUUGUCGUUAUCUAACGGAUAGUUUAUUUCAAUAUGAUUUAACAACAAAGUCAUUAGUCUGGUGUAAAUUUCGAUUCUUUUUAACACAAUCAACAUUAAUUUGUUCAUUUGCAGCACUUUUGAUGGGUAAGAAUGAACAGUUAUUAAAAUAA